This is a messenger RNA of Etheostoma cragini (Arkansas darter), 1397 nucleotides long. It is a transcript of the gene gpr141, whose product is annotated as probable G-protein coupled receptor 141. The coding region runs from base 268 to 1224 and encodes 318 amino acids. Gene Ontology annotation, biological process: G protein-coupled receptor signaling pathway. The transcript has 2 exons. Gene Ontology annotation, cellular component: membrane. Gene Ontology annotation, molecular function: oxysterol binding; G protein-coupled receptor activity. NCBI's taxonomy places the organism in Eukaryota, Metazoa, Chordata, Actinopteri, Perciformes, Percidae. The record is from RefSeq and is a predicted model, not a curated record.
CACAAACACAAACACAAUCGCACACACACACACUGGUUGUCAGGAACUCACAACACAGAAUAAGUUUAGUUUCAUAACCUCUUUGCGCAAGUGCAUCCAAGCAGAAACACAGACUAAAACAAACACAGACACUCUUUUGACAGAUAUUUCACAUGCUCGCAGACACGCUGCACUACUGCUUGCUGGAGAUAAUGUGAUUUAAUGUAUCAAUGAGGACAUAGCCUACAAAUAUCUCUUCAUUUGGUUGGCAGUUCUUCAAACCAAAAGAUGGCUUCCAUGAUAAAUUCCACGACCACAAACUUAACGAUGAACUCAAGCUCCCCAAUCACAACCACAAUGUCGCCGGCUGAUGUUCCAAACUACACCCCGGUCCUUUUGGUCAUCUACUCUGUGGUUCUUCUCUGCGGUAUCAUCAGCCUGAGCCUGAUGAUGCACAUCCUGAAGUCCAGCACCACAUCCAUGACCUCCAUCGCUGUACUCAACCUCAUCUUUGCACACUUCAUCUUCCUUCUCACUGUGCCCUUUAGGAUUCACUACUAUGCCACUAAUGACUGGGCCCUGGGCCCUGGGUGGUGUAAAGUGGUGAGCGGCAUGAUCCACAUCCACAUGUACAUGUCUUUUCUCUUCUAUGUGAUCAUCCUCGUUACGCGCCUGAUGACGUUCUACCUCAAAGCUGAGCAUGGGGCCUCCUUCCAGAAGAUUCACGCACUCCUUGUCAGUGCCGUGGUGUGGAUGGUGGUGCUUGUUGUGGUCCCUUGCAUUAUAUAUUUUACCUAUGGCAAAGAAGAUAAGAACCAUCAGCCGGACUCCAACAAUGUGAAACACUGCUUCAAGUUCGGCAACAACAUACAGCCUGGUGCAGCCAAGACAUUCAACUACAUUAUAAGCACAGUCAUCAUUGUGGUGGCCACGGUGCUGACGGCCCUCCAAGCCAAUGUCCUAAGGGUUUUAUACAAGAAGCACCGCAAGGGUUGCACUUCUCAGCAGGACUUUGGGGCUCAGCUGAAGGGCCUGUGCUUUGCUCUCAUCAUGGUGGUCUGUUUCAUUCCCUACCACAUGUUCCGGCUUUAUUACUUAGAACACCUCAAUCUGCAGGAUGUCAAUGAGUUGUUUCUGAGUCUGACCACCUUUAACUGUUUGGACAUGCUCACCUUCUUGGGGAGGAGGAGCUGCUACGCGUGCUUUCCUGCCGUGAUACAAGACAUGUUUAGAUCCUUUACUUGAGUAAAAGUAUUAAUUGGCUAACACACCGCAAGUAACAGUCCUGUAUUGUAAAUCUUACUUAAGUAAAAGUAUCUAAGUAUCAUCAGGAAAAUAAACUUAAAGUAUUAAAAAUUAAAAAAAGUACUCAAUGCACAAAAAUCCUCACAUUUUAGAAACUGGAAACAAUCAGAACA